AUGGCCGAAGAAUUUGACAACGUUGACUUCCUAUCGCAAGAGGCGGCUGUUGGACGACCGUCUGCGCCGCAGCGAACAGCAAGUCCUGCUACAACAAACACACCCGCAAGAGUGGUCCAGCCAAAGCCACAAGCGCUGCCUGGAAGACAGGGUCCUUCGGCAAUAUUGGUAUCAACUCGACAAAAGGGCAAUCCAAUCUUGAAACAUGUUACACAGCUUCCCUGGGAAUACUCUGACAUACCGUGCGACUACGUCCUCGGCGCAACAACAUGCGCAUUAUUCCUGUCUCUCAAGUACCAUCGCUUGCACCCAGAAUACAUCUAUAGCCGGAUCCGCCAGCUGGGCAAGCUCUACAACCUCCGAAUCCUGUUGACCAUGGUUGACAUUACGAAUCACGAGGAGGCUCUGAAAGAACUAUCCAAAACCUCGAUGAUCAACAACUUGACGUUGAUCCUGUGCUGGUCGUCUCAAGAGGCCGGUCGCUAUCUAGAACUCUUCAAAUCGUAUGAACACGCUUCGUCUGCAUCGAUUCGAGCCCACCAAGCAGAGACCUAUCAGGAGAGUCUCACCGAAUUUGUUACGACACCACGAAAUAUCAACAAGACCGACGCUGCUAGCCUGAUUAUGAACUUCGGCUCCCUUCGAGCAGCGGUAAAUGCGGAGCCAGAAGAAUUGGCUCUGGUACCAGGAUUGGGCGAAAAGAAAGUCAAGACUUGGUACAGUACUGUCCGGGAACCAUUCCGCGUGAGAAGAGCUGCCAAAUCUAAUGCAGCCAUGCUGAGACAAGAAACCUCCUUGUUCUCUGAGGAAGCUAGCACUCCGGAGUCAAGACCAGGGAGCGGACACACGCCGAUCCCCAUUGGUGUUGUACCCAGCCUUAGCAGGCAAGGGUCAGCUGCUGUUGCGAUACAGAAUCCAGCCGAGGCGGGCCCAAGCCAUAAGCGCCCUCGACUGGAAGAAGUUACCAUGGACGAUUUGGAUGAGGAGGAAGAGGCAGCACUUCUUGCUCUUGCCGAUGUAGAAGGCGCAAAAGCAAAAGAACAAAGUUCACGACCGCCCCAGCCACAGCGUGGCAAAGAACCAGAGUUGAGUGCAGGUGUUGCGGCAGCUCUGGCAAAACUACGACAAAAUGGAUGA
Molecule: messenger RNA, 1137 nt
Organism: Cladophialophora immunda
Lineage: Eukaryota; Fungi; Ascomycota; Eurotiomycetes; Chaetothyriales; Herpotrichiellaceae
Exons: 1
Coding region: 1-1137 (378 amino acids)
Biological process (GO): UV-damage excision repair; nucleotide-excision repair; meiotic mismatch repair
Cellular component (GO): ERCC4-ERCC1 complex; nucleus; nucleotide-excision repair factor 1 complex
Molecular function (GO): single-stranded DNA binding; damaged DNA binding
Source: RefSeq, a predicted model, not a curated record